This is a messenger RNA of Miniopterus natalensis, 4189 nucleotides long. RefSeq names its product multimerin 1 (gene MMRN1). NCBI's taxonomy places the organism in Eukaryota, Metazoa, Chordata, Mammalia, Chiroptera, Miniopteridae. The record is from RefSeq and is a predicted model, not a curated record. Gene Ontology annotation, molecular function: protein binding. Gene Ontology annotation, biological process: negative regulation of cell migration involved in sprouting angiogenesis; negative regulation of vascular endothelial growth factor receptor signaling pathway.
CACAUCUCACAUUGGCAAAGCUCUGGCUUAGCAGAUUCAGUGUGGAAGCAGCUGCCGAAAAGGCCAGAAGGACUUAAUCCUCAAUUUCGGAUGAGUUGCCUUCCUUCAAACCACUGAGAUGAAGGGGGCAAGGCUGUUUGUUCUGCUCUCCAGCAUAUGGAGUGGGGGCCUUGGGCUUAACGACACCACGCAGACUUGGGCUGCAUCCGAGGAUGGCAACUCCCAGAAGAAUAUGAGCUCUGCUUCGGUUCCUCUAAAUAAAAUACAAAGUCACCAAAUGCUGCCAACCACUCAGGCCGUGCCAGCUGAGACGGCCCCUGAGGCCAGAACCUCCGAAGAGAGUCGCCUGAAGUCAGCACCGUCUCGCCCAGAGUCAGGCGCAUCCCCUGCGGGUGUGAGACACCCAGGCCUCAGGUCCACGGAGGGGACAGAAGAAAGGGUGCUGCAGGUGCAAACCCUCGCCCCGGCGGCCAAGUCCAGCAUCCAGGUUAGUGCCGGAGCAGAGCCCGUGGUCCUUUCCAACUCCACGCUGAAAUUUCUGCAGAGCUUUGCCACAAAGUCGAAUGAGCAAGUGACUUCUCUAAACGCAGUUGGCGCCGUGGGAAAUCGAUCACCCCGGGAAGCAUAUCUCGGCAGAGGGGACACCAGGGAAAGCCAGAGAACCAGCUACCAAAAGCCAAGCUUCGAGACAACUAGAGGGAAGAACUGGUGUGCGUAUGUACAUACCAGAUUAUCUCCCACAAUGAUACUGUACAACCAAGCCACUAAUGUUCCCAGUGGGAGAGCGCCUUGUGGCUGGAACAGCGGGUUCUGUCCUCAGAGACCUCAGAGGACAGCAAAGCCUGUCUACAGGAUGCAACAUAAAAUUGUUACCUCAUUGGAAUGGAAGUGCUGUCCUGGAUUCAGUGGAGCAAAAUGUGAGCUAAAAGCCCCGGAACGGCAGCGGCUGACCCACACCAGCCAGGCGGAGAGCCACGCGGCUGUCGGCGGAGAGGCAGGCGGGCAGCGGCGGCAGGACUGCUGUGACCCGGCAGUGACACAAAAACUGACUGACCAGAUGAACCUCCAGGCAGUGAAACUGACCCUUCUGCAGAAGAAGAUUGAUGAUAUUUCUUUGGUUGUGACUGAUGUAAGGAACACCUACUCCUCCCUGGAAGAGAAAAUCAAUGAAGAUAGAGGCAAGGAAUUUCAAUCUUUUCUAAAAGGUCUAAAAUCCAAAAGCAUUAAUGAUCUGAUAAAGGAGAUAGUUAAACAACAAUUGAAAAUUUUCCAAAAUGACAUGGGAGAGACAAAAGCUCAGCUCCUCAAGACUGUAUCGAAACUAUCAAAGGACCUCGAAGACACCAAACGCGUAAUUCAACAAGUCAAUGAAUCCGUGGUGUCAAUAGCAGUCCAGCAAAAUUCUGUUUUAAUGCAGGAAAAGAGUCCCACUUUAACUGAUAUACUAGAUCUGAAAAAUCACAUUGUGAAUAUAAGACAAGAAAUGACUUUUGCAUAUGAGAAGCCUAUUAAAGAACUAGAAGCAAAACAGACUUAUUUAGAAGGUGCUCUAGAACAGGAACGGUCAAGGAACAUUCUGUAUCACGAAUCCCUCAAUAAGACACUUUCUAAAAUGAAGGAGGUACAGGAGCUGCUUCUGUCAACUGGACAAGCAUCACAUCAGGAGAGUGUUCCAGCUGCAGAGUCGGUUCGCAACAAUGUCCCUGAGCACCUGUCUACUCUUCAUGAGAAUGUAAAGAAGCAAGGUUUGAUGGUCUUGCAAAUGCUGGAGGAUCUGCACAUCCAAGACAGCAAGAUUAGCAACCUCACCAUCGCUUUGGAAAUGGAGAGAGAGCUUGUCAGGGGUGAAUGUGAAGACUUGUUAUCCGAGUACAGAAGUGAUUUUAAAUUUCAAAUUAAGGAAACAGAAGAGAAUUUACAAAUUCUAAACCAAACGUUAGCUGAGGUUCUCUUUCCCAUGGACAAUAAAAUGGAUAAAAUGAAUGAGCAACUAAAUGACUUGACUUUUGAUAUGGAGAUCCUUCAACCCUUGCUUGAGCAAGGGGCAUCACUUAGAGAGAUAGUGGCAUAUGAACAACCUAAAGAAGCAAAAGCUACAAGGAAAAAAGUGGAAAAUCUGACUAGUGCUGUCAACAGUCUAAAUCUUCUUGUCAGAGAACUUACAAAAAGAUACAACUUACUUAGAAAUGAAGUACAGAGUCGCAGUGAUGCCUUAGACAGACGUAUCAAUGAACAUGCCUUAGAAAUGGAAGAUGGCCUAAAUAAGACAAUGAUUAUUAUAAAUAAUGCCAUUGAUUUCAUUCAAGAUAACUACAUGUUAAAAGAGACUUUAAGUACAAUAAAGUGCAAUCCCAAUGCCCUUGAUAAAUGUAGCCAAAAUAUGGAAACUAUUUUGACAUUUAUGACUCAAUUCCAACAUUUGAAUGAUUCUGUUCAGAUUUUGGUCAAUGACAAUCAGAGAUAUAACUUUGUCUUGCAAGUUGCCAAGGCCCUUGCAGGUAUUCCUAAAGAUGGAACACUAAGUCAGUUCAACUUUCAAAAGAUUUAUCAAAUGGUCAAUGAAACCACUGCCCAAGUGAUAAAAUACCAGGAAAAUAUGAGUCAUUUGGAGGAAAAAGUGCUCUCAGCCACAAAGAUUUCCCAAACUUUUGAAACUCGGUUGCAAGACAUUGAGUCUAAAGUGACCAAGACGCUCAUACCUUAUUAUGUUUCACUAAAAAAAACCAGUGUGGCCACAAAUGAGAGAGACCAGGUUCUUCAACUGCAGGUAUUAAAUUCUAGAUAUAAGGCACUAGAAGCAAAAUCCAUUCAUCACUCAAUUAACUUCUCCUUACUUAACAAAACCGUCUAUGAAGUUUUGACGAUGUGUCAUAAUGCUUCUACACGUAUAUCAGAACUGAAUGCUACCAUACCUAAGUGGAUAAACGGCUCCCUACCAGAUAUUCAGCUUCUUCGAAAAGGUCUGACAGAAUUUGUAGAAACAGUAGUUGAAGUAAAAACUCAAAUUGCUGUAUCUAAUUUAAGUUGGUAUAUAAAUCAAUCAUUAUCUAGUAGUCUUGCAAAUGUUUUCAAGUCUCAGAAGCAAGUAAAAUCAUUGCUGAAGAAAAAUGCAUUUAGGAAACCACCAGUGAAUGUUACCACUGUCCUGGUCAACCGAGCCCAAAGAAACACAGACAACGUGCCAGCUUCUGUAACAGAGGAAGUGUGUAGCAGGUCCCCCUGCGAGAACGGGGGCACAUGUAUAAGUGGGAGAACCAGCUUUAUCUGUGCUUGCCGACACCCCUUCACUGGCCACAACUGCACUGUCAAGCUGGUGGAAGAAAAUGCCUUAGCUCCAGAUUUUUCCAAAGGAUCUUACAGAUACGCACCUAUGGUGGCAUUUUUUGCCUCUCACACAUACGGAAUGACUGCCCCUGGUCCUAUUCUAUUUAAUAACUUGGAUGUCAAUUAUGGAUCUUCAUAUACUCCAAGAACUGGAAAAUUCAGAAUUCCGUAUCUUGGGGUGUAUGUUUUUAAGUACACCAUUGAGUCACUAAGUCCUCAUAUCUCUGGGUUUUUAGUGGUUGAUGGAAGAGACAAGCUCACAUUUGAGUCUGAAAAUAUUAACAGUGAAGCACAUUGCGAUAGGGUGUUGACUGGGGAUGCCUUAUUGGAAUUAAAUUAUGGGCAGGAAGUGUGGCUACGACUUGUCAAAGGCACAAUUCCAGCCAAAUUUCCCCCAGCCACUACAUUUAGCGGCUACUUGUUAUACCGAACAUAAAUUAGCAUGAAAGGCAGACUCGCACCCCUGCUGAGAAGCUGCCAGUGUUUUUACUUACCUUUGCAUGCACAUCUGCUCUGUUUUUAGUUUUUCUACACAACAUGAAAAUCAACUUCUUUUUUAAUCUGAGUAAGGCUGAAAAUUUAUUUCAUAAAAUUAUUGGAAUAUCUUUUAGAUAACCUGAAUAUGAGGGUAUUCUUGCUCCUAAAAAGAUUCAGUGGCACAGAAGAAAAAGCGCAUGUGCUAACAUAACUAUUUUUUUCUCAUGUUAAGUCAUUUCAAUCUAAGGUAAUAUAAAUUGGUAAUGACUCAAUAUUGUCAGUCACAGCAGUCUUUCCAAUAAAACAUUAACUUGUGUUAUACUCUGCAUACAUAAAUAUUAACAUAUUUCUUGAAUUCACAAAUUCAAAUAAAUUACUCUAAGAUCAA